Molecule: messenger RNA, 2508 nt
Organism: Cucurbitaria berberidis CBS 394.84
Lineage: Eukaryota; Fungi; Ascomycota; Dothideomycetes; Pleosporales; Cucurbitariaceae
Product: RNA-binding domain-containing protein
Exons: 5
Coding region: 1-2508 (835 amino acids)
Cellular component (GO): cytosol
Molecular function (GO): mRNA binding
Source: RefSeq, a predicted model, not a curated record
AUGGACUCGUCGCGUAUAUUUGUACGCGGGCUACCACUAAAGUUCACCGAGGACGACGUGCGCAAGCAUUUCGCCAAGUUCCCCGUCACAGACGUCAAGUUCUUCCCGCAUCGCCGCAUAGGCUACGUCGGCUACAAGACGUCCGAAGACGCUGCAAAGGCCGUCAAAUACUUCAACAAAUCCUUCAUCAAGCUGACCAAGAUCUACGCGGAAAUUGCGCGUCCGAUCGCCGACAAGGAGCUUCCCAAGUCAAGACGACAGCAGAAGGCUGAGAAGAGCGCACCGAGAACCGACGAAUACAUACCACCACGGCAAGAGAACGACUUGAAGCGGAAACGCGACGAGGUCGAGCAAGACCCGAAGCUGAAGGAGUUCCUCGACGUGUACCAGCCGCCCUCCAAGACCAACAUAUGGACCAAUGGUGAUUCGCAAGGCGGCGUUGACACAGGAGCCUCUGCCGAGGAGACUGUGCAAGCUGUUGCUGUGCCAGAAGACGAGAGUGAUAACGAGUACCAAGUCAUUGCUAAGAAAGCAAAGACGGCAUCGGAGCCUACAAAACCACUGGUAGACGAGGAGCCCAUGCCCAAGGGCGACUCCACAGCAAACAUCGAACAAGAAGCUGCCGAUACUGGUGAGGCAAUGGAAGACGUGCAGGAUGUGCCUACAGCUGAGCAAGGGCCUGUUUCUGAUGCGGACUGGUUGCGGUCUAGAACCAACAGAGUUUUGGAGCUGGUCGAGGAUGACACAGAGUCAUCAGCCCGAGUACCAUUGGCCAUUGGACCAAUUUCACAACCCAGGGCUGUUGAGCACGCAUCGCCGCAAGUUACCCAUGAACAAGCUGAGCCAGAACAACCGGCCGAGGCACCUGUUGUUGUUGUUGUUGUUGAUAAUGAUGAUGCUGCACCAUCAGACGAGGAAGAAGAUAGAAUUCGCGAAACGGGACGCCUCUAUUUGCGAAAUCUGCACUUCGAAGUCACUGAAGACGAGCUCCGGGAACAGUUCUCAAAACACGGAGCUCUCGAGGAAGUCCAUGUACCGCUGAAAAAGAUCGAUGGUAAAGGCAAAGGCUUCGCUUUCGUGCAGUUCCAAGAUCCCACACAAGCAGUCGAAGCGUACCUCGACAAUGACAAUACCAUCUUCCAGGGCCGCCUUCUCCACAUCAUCUCCGCUAAAGCAAAAAAGGACACAAAGCUCGACGAUUUCGAGAUUUCGAAAUUGCCACUCAAAAAACAGAAGGAGAUCAGACGGAAACAAGAUGCCGUCAAGGCUACCUUCAACUGGAAUUCGCUAUAUCUCAACGCCGACGCAGUCAUGUCCACUGUUGCUAAUCGCAUGGGUAUCAGCAAAGCCGAACUGCUCGACCCCACGUCAUCAGAUGCAGCGGUCAAGCAGGCUCAUGCUGAGACGCACAUUAUCCAAGAGACCAAAUCUUACUUCACUCAACACGGUGUGGACUUGGAGGCCUUUCAAAGAAGCGCCAAGGGCGACCUCGCCAUUCUGGUGAAGAAUGUGCCCCAUGGUGUGACACCGGAUGAGUUACGCAAUAUGUUUGAGGAGCAUGGCACUGUCUCCAAGUUUCUGAUGCCACCAACAGGCAUGACUGCAAUUGUAGAGUUCUCCAACGCCGCGCAAGCGAAGACUGCAUUCACGUCUUUGUCAUAUCGGAAGAUGAAGGACUCCAUCCUAUAUUUGGAGAAGGCCCCCAAAGAUCUGUUCAAGGAAGGCUUAAUUGCCCAUGUUCCACAGGCCGCAUCUCAGGACAAACCUGGGGCGAAGCUAUCCGCAACAGAUCUCCUCGAAGACGCUGCAGAACCAGAGGCAACGAACGCAGCCACGCUAUACGUUCGAAACCUCAACUUCACCACUACAACGGAACGUCUUACUGAGGCCUUCAAACCUCUUUCCGGGUUCCGAAGUGCAAAGGUCAAGACGAAGGUCGACCCGAAACGAGGCGUGCUAUCGAUGGGCUUUGGCUUUGUCGAGUUUAACAGUCCUGAAACGGCAUCCGCAGCCUUGCAAACCAUGGACGGACACGAUCUUGAGGGGCACAAGCUGCAGAUCAAAGGUUCACACAAGGGUGCAGAUGCAGCCGAGGAGCGUCGCAAGGACGAUGCGGCAAAGAAGGCGGCAAGCACAAAGAUCAUCAUCAAGAACUUGCCCUUCGAAGCGAGCAAAAAGGACGUUCGCGCGUUGUUCACCCCUUACGGCCAACUUCGGUCCGUCAGGGUGCCCAAGAAGUUUGAUUCGUCCUCGCGUGGUUUUGGUUUCGCUGAGUUCACCACAAAACGCGACGCCGUGAACGCCAUGAAUGCGUUAAAGAAUACCCAUUUGUUGGGUCGACGUCUUGUUCUUGCGUUUGCUGAAACCGAAUCAGAUGACCCUGAGAAAGAACUGGAGAAGAUGCAGCAGAAGGUGGGGGCACAGGCGAACAAGGUUGCCCUUCAACGCCUCACAGCAGGUGGCCGCAAAAAAUUUAACGUUGCAGGCACCGACGACCUAGACGAAUAA